UAUACUAAUUUCUGCGUUUUUAUCAGUUGCGGCACCGCCAAAUUGUCCCCAGCUUAGACUUAUCCACUUCCUCUGAUGGUACUGAAAACUUGGAUUGUCGACUUGUAUUCGAUCGAAGACAAGUGUUGCUCUCGUCUGUGGGAGUUAUAGCAACUUCCAUUUGUAAUGCUGGAAGGGCUUCAGCUGAAUUUGCUGACAUGCCUGCUUUGAGAGGAAAGGACUAUGGGAAGACAAAGAUGCGGUAUCCUGACUAUACUGAAACUCAAUCAGGUCUCCAGUAUAAGGAUUUGAGAGUUGGAAGUGGUCCCACUCCGAAGAUCGGAGAUACAGUGGUGGUUGACUGGGAUGGUUACACAAUAGGUUAUUAUGGUCGCAUAUUUGAAGCUCGUAACAAGACGAAAGGUGGUUCUUUUGAGGGGGGUGAUAAGGACUUCUUCAAAUUCAGAGUAGGAUCUCAAGAGGUCAUACCGGCAUUCGAGGAAGCUAUUACUGGGAUUGCACUUGGAGGUAUCAGAAGAAUCAUAGUUCCUCCGGAGCUGGGAUACCCCGAUUAUGACUAUGAUAAGAAAGGUCCAAGACCAACAACAUUUUCGGGACAAAGAGCUUUGAGUUUUGUGCUGAGGAACCAAGGAUUGAUUGAUAAGACACUCCUGUUUGAUAUUGAACUUCUCAAAAUCAUACCAAAUUGAAGUUCCUUUUUGCUCAGUUUUCGCCAUGACAAGAUUAACUUCCAGUAGGAUGAAAGGAGUAUCAAGACUGAUCAUUCCUUAUAGAGGUUUAAGAUCAAACACAUCAAAUUGUUGAAAGAUUGAUUUUGAAAAGCACUGUAGUAACAAUGAUGGGGUGUAAGGUAUUGUUGAUGUAACAACAUCCCUUGUGUUCAUAGAUAUUUGACUGUUUCUUGUGAAAGUGAUCCUUCAAGA
Messenger RNA from Solanum verrucosum, 923 nucleotides. Its product is annotated as peptidyl-prolyl cis-trans isomerase FKBP19, chloroplastic. NCBI's taxonomy places the organism in Eukaryota, Viridiplantae, Streptophyta, Magnoliopsida, Solanales, Solanaceae. The record is from RefSeq and is a predicted model, not a curated record. Gene Ontology annotation, cellular component: thylakoid; chloroplast. The transcript is spliced from 9 exons. Bases 198 to 689 code for a protein of 163 amino acids. Gene Ontology annotation, molecular function: peptidyl-prolyl cis-trans isomerase activity.